Solanum pennellii is the source of this 942-nucleotide messenger RNA. Its product is annotated as auxin-responsive protein SAUR21-like. The transcript has a single exon. The record is from RefSeq and is a predicted model, not a curated record. The coding region runs from base 497 to 802 and encodes 101 amino acids. Gene Ontology annotation, biological process: response to auxin. NCBI's taxonomy places the organism in Eukaryota, Viridiplantae, Streptophyta, Magnoliopsida, Solanales, Solanaceae.
AAAAUCUAAUCCGCUCCAUCCAUCUAAGUUUAAAACUAGUAUUUUUUUUUAGUUUAAUUACAUUGGCUAUCACUAUACAAAGGUUUUGGUCAUGUUGAAUUAUAGUAACUCAUUCAUUGAUCCAACUCAUUAGAUACCUCUACUAGUCUUUUCGGCAAGUUCCAGAACCUUACACGCGCUCCGUACAAUAAAAUUUUAUACGUAUCUUUUAUUUUUUCCAUUAUAAAAGAAGACCUAUUUACGAUGCAACACGCAUUGGAACUAUAACAACCCAUACCGCACUACUUAUAUCAAGUAAGAAUAUGAAGCAUGUGAAGUAGGGACUCUCCCACAUGGAACCAAUUGACCUGCCGUGGCACGCAACAUAUUGCAAUUUGCUAGCAGACUCUAUAAAUAUAUAGACUAGAACAACUCAGUCAAAUCAUCAAACACCUUCAGUGCAUUAUUCCUCUCACAUCAAAUACCAAAACUUAUCUUCAAAAUCAAAGAUCUAGUGAUGGGCAUUAUUCGUUUACCAUCAAUUAUUUCCAGUUUGAAGCAAUUUCACAAACUACACUCUGCUGUUGCUCGGAGUCAAAUAACAGAUGUACCAAAAGGACAUUUAGCAGUUUACGUUGGAGAAACAGAGAAAAAGCAGCGAUACGUAGUUCCAAUUGCAUACCUGAAUCACAGUUCGUUCCAGGAAUUGCUUCAGAAAGCUGAGGAAGAAUUUGGAUUUCAACAUUCAAUGGGCGGUCUCACAAUACCCUGCAACGAGGAUGCAUUUUUCCAUGUUACUUCUCGAUUGAACAAUUCCUUAUGAUGAAACAAUUAUAUUAGUGAUAGAUUAUAGUAGAGAUUAAUUAGUGUUUUCCUCUUUCAUUCUUUUUUUCUCACUCUGAGAAUGUUAACUGUAUGUACAAAGCUUACCACUACAAUCAAAUGGAAUUCCAAUUCUCGAAA